Lathyrus sativus (Indian pea) is the source of this 771-nucleotide messenger RNA. The record is from the annotation of a GenBank genome assembly. NCBI's taxonomy places the organism in Eukaryota, Viridiplantae, Streptophyta, Magnoliopsida, Fabales, Fabaceae.
AUGUUUUUCACAGAGGAUGAAGUGGAAUUCAAUGCAAAUUUUGAUACAUGGAGUAACAAAUGCUUCGUGACUUCAGGUAACCUCCAUGAUCCUCUUUGCGGAUUUGUUGUGAAAGAUAUUUGUAUUAUUGGUGCAGAGAUUUUUAUUUGUGACUCAAAAAAUGACAAGCAAGUGAAACAGGAAUCUAGCUUAAUUACUUCUCAUACAUCUGGAAGUCAAAUAGUACAAAUGGAAGUUGAAGUUCUAAGACCUAAGCUAGACAAAAGUAAUGGCGAAAAUAUAGGCAAGCUUAUGGAUUUCAAUGAUUUUGGACAAAUUGAAAAGGCGUUAGUUCCAUUGUUAGAUGAAGUUUGUGCUCAGCACCCGUCACUUAUUGAGUGCCAGCAGAAAAGAAGUCAAAAGUUUAGGGAAUGGGCUUUCAAUGCUCUCGGCAGAAUUCUUUAUUUUCUGAAGACUAAAAAGAUGAAAGAUAUGAAUGAUAUUGCUUGUAAUGAACUGCAAAUUUUCUGGGAGGAACUUGAACACUUUGGUUUUGAUUUGUCGUGGCUUGAGCCUCAUGUUCAAUCAGCUUUAGGAAUGAAGGGAUAUUUCAAAAAAUUAGACGAGGUAGAAAAACUAAAAGAUAAUGAGGCACUUCUCGAAUUGGAAAUGAUGAGAUUGAAAGCAAAGAUGGUAGCUCUUGAAGUAAAUUGGCAUGCUGUCAAAGAGUUGGAAGAAGAAGACUUUGAAGAAAAAGAUUUGGACGUUGAACUAGGAUUUGUGAAACCCUAG